AUGUCGGCGACCAAGGUGACGGCGGGCGGGAUAGCACCGAGCUACAGCUACUUCAAGUUCACGCCGGACAGGAUCUUGGUCACCCCGCCACUCAUUGGUCGACCCGACAUCCUCACCUGGAAGGAGGCCAUCGAGCCUCAGCUGGAGAUGGCCGGGCUGAUCAGCUUUGCCCGUGGCACCGUGGCGACGCCGGAUGACCCCGACCUGCGCGCGGAGUUCCGCGCCGUGCAGCUGUUGACCUUCACGGUCAUCUCGCGGUGCUGCUCGCCGGGCGAACAGAUUGCCUUGAAGUGGUGCCGGGAGUACCUCGACGCCGGCCACCAGGCGUGGCACUUCAUUGAGUCGACCUACCAAGUCACCGACGACUUGUUCAUCGCCCAGUUGGAGGGACAGCUGACGCACCUGCGUAUGGGCGAUGAGGAGACGGCGACCGACUACUGCAACCGGGCCCGGCGAAUUCUCGCCACCAUCAGGAUGGCAGGCGCGCAGUACUCGACGGCGUCGUACGUCACCCACGUCAUGCAGGGUCUCUCGAGCAGCUACAACCUCCUGAAGCGGCUGUUAAUGGCGCCGAGCACGAGGGUGACGCUCAACGAGGACAACUUGACCUCAUACAUCCUGCAGGACGAGGCAAUGCAGGAGGCUGAGCGGUCCCAGGAGCUCUUGGCGCAGUCGAACUUCGUCGCCCCAGCAAAGCAAGGAGGCCGACCGGGGCAGCGCGGAUAUGACUCCGACGACGACGACGCUAAGGGAGGCCGUGGGAGGUCUGGCAGCCGUCGUCCUCGUCGUGGAGGAAACCAGCCGCGCAAGGAGAAGCAGUCGACCAAGACGUCGACUUCGGCGAAGGACGCCGACUCUUCUGCAGGCGGCAAGACGCGGGACGACAAGACGGCGUCGUGCUCGCUGGUCGGCGUCGCGGAGCCGACCGUCUCGCUGGCGCCGGAGGCCGAAGAGGACUUCCAGGCAAUAGCGGCAGCUGUGCAGGCGAACCCGGCGGUGGUCCUGCUCGACAGCGGCUGCUCCCAUCACCUGAUGGGGACGAAGGAAGUCUUCGUCGACCUGCAGCCGAGCGGCUCCAUCAAGCACGUGCGGGGCUUCAAUGGGGCGCUGCAGGACGUCCAGGGCCGCGGCACCGUCGCUCUGCAAGGAGAGGCCGGGAAGCAGGUGCUCAUCCCCGACGUGUUGUACGUCCCGGGUGUGCGAGCCAACCCGCUGUCGUCCGGCCAGCUGAAGGAGCACGGCGUGAAGCUGCAAGAGGACGGAGACGGAAUGCUGCUCGUCUCGGCGGCCGGGGAGGUGCUCGGCCGGGCGACGUACUCCGGGCGGGUCCUCUACACCGACCUGCGUCCCUGCCCCACGAGGUCGACGUCGCCCACGCCGGAGGUUGUGGCCCUGUGGGCGCAAAUCUUGAAUUUCGGAAGAAGAAAGAAAAAAAGAAUUAAGGUCUUUGCUGCCUAA
Closterium sp. Naga37s-1 is the source of this 1458-nucleotide messenger RNA. The record is from the annotation of a GenBank genome assembly. Lineage: Eukaryota; Viridiplantae; Streptophyta; Zygnematophyceae; Desmidiales; Closteriaceae.